AUGGCGGAUAAAGCGGGCCCCGCCCACAGUCUUGGCCCCCCACCGCCCCCUCCAUCCAUCCCAGCCAACGUGGGUCUCCCGCCAUAUGUCCAGAGCUUCACGCAUCACGGUCAGACACUGCUGGAACAGCUGCAGCGCCAGCUACAGUACGGUGCCUUCUGCGAUGUCAUAGUGAGAGUGGAAGAUUACGAUUUUAGGCUACACAAGUGUAUCUUGGCUGCCUUCAGUCAGAAGUUACAGAGCAUGCUGUAUGGCAUGCGUCAGGAGUGUUCUAAUGUCCUCACCCUGCGGGAUGUCACGUUUAAUGCAUUCCGUACCAUCAUUGAUUAUGUGUACACAGGUAAACUGAAGGUAGAACCAGCUUAUGCAUAUGAUGUGCUGACUGCUGCCCAGUAUCUAGAUAUGGCCAAUGUAGAGAAAGCCUGUGUAGAACAUCUGAGAUCUCUCACUGACCGAGGGAUGGCUGGUAAUCCCGCAUGGAAUUUACCACCUGCAGGAUUUUCUGGUUAUUCUGGACGUCCAGCAGGAAUGUUUGCCCCAUCUGCUGCAUUUCCACCUGUAACCAUGGUUACGGGUAACAGCCAUGUUGCCAUGGUGAACCCAAGUCAAGGGCCUUCCGUUGAUACCAACUUGAUUGAGGACUAUUUGAAGGUGAUUGAAUCUUUUCAAAACAACCAGUCAGAGAUGAUGAACACCUUAGGUGAUGGGACUCCAACUGCUGCCAUGGCAACUGGAUAUAACCAAGGUCAUGGCCCAGGUCAGGGUCAAGGUUCUAGGCCACCAGCAGGUUCAAGAGCAGUGGCUUCAAAAGUGCAACCAUUUUCCAGUGCAUUAGAUGCAUACACAUACAAUCUUCUGACAACUGCACUACAGAAAAUGAGUGAGCAGAAGGCAGUUGAUCAGCAUGCUGCUGUCCUAGGUGGCGCCGCCUCUGGUAUAGAGACUGCAGGGGGUCUCAGGAUGAUCCCAUCUACAGCCAGGCAACCGCCACCAGGAAUAAUCCAAGACAGAACACUAGCAUCACAGACAGAAUUUCAUCCCAAUCCUGAAGUACGAGAUAAAGAGACCAGUCGUCUUAUCGAGGCAAUACGGGCUGAAAACAUGGUGCCAAAACCUGUGUCUUCACAAGAGAUUCACCAGCAGCAGUUAGUUGAGCAGCCUUCAGAGCCAAGAGAAAUAUGUCAGCUGCAGGAAGAGGUUUGUCAGGCAGAUGGCCAGGUCCGGCAGAGGACUCUAGUUUUUGAUAGGGAAACUGCGACAAGGGGACCAGAAAUCCUCAGCUCUGAUGAUGAUCAAGAAGAUGGUUUCCAUGGAAACACUCAACAGUUUCAUGCUUCCCCUGAAACUGACCAAGCUGCAGCUGUAACUCAUGCAAUUCCUGAACCUGUUGUAGAAAUAGACCAAUCAGCUCCAAAUUCUCAUAUUGUUUCUAAGCAACCAGAAAGAAAAGACCAGUCAACCUCCACCUCUUAUGCAGACCAUGAGCCUCAGUCAGGCAUGGACCAAUCAAAUGUAAUUUCUCAUGAAGUGGUCAUGUCUGUUGAUCAGGUAGACCAAUCAACAGCCAAGUCUAAUGUAGUGAUAGAAUCAGUGGCAGGUGGAGAUUCACAGGGUAAGAGGAAGAAAUCAAAACCACACAAGAUAAAAAUUCAAGCUAAUAACUCUGCAGAAAAAGAGCAAGCGCUUCAGAAAGAUAGCACACCAAGGACGGGUAAAGAUAAAACUUCUCCAACUGGUGCUGUGGGUGAGAGACAGAGGAAAAACGAUGUUAAAGGACCACCCAAGAAGAGGAAAAAGAGAAAAGAGACAGCUUCAACCAUACGUUGUGAUCUAUGCAACCGGACAUUUUCGCGCCCUGGACUCUACCGGCGGCACGUGCGUGCCCACGAGAGGCAAGGCGGCGAAAUCUACACGUGUCACGUCUGCCAUCAGAAAUACCCGCGACCGGGCGAACUGACGCGACACUUGCGGACUCACACGGGAGAACUCUACCACUGUAAUACAUGCGACAAAAAUUACGAGUCACAGAAGGAGUUCAAGAUGCACAUGAAACAGGCACACGACGAGCCGAAAGCGUUCCAGUGCGUCUUUCCCGGCUGCAGUUUCAAGUCGGACAAACCGUCAAAUGUUGAACGCCAUGCGGUGAUCCAUGCAGAUUUAAAGCCUUACGAAUGUGAACGGUGCGGGCGCACGUUUUCCCAGCCAAAUGGCUUGAGAAGCCACAUGCAGAGUUGUUUUGAGACGCGCAGUUAUAUGUGUGACAUGUGCGGCGUUUCCUUUAACCAUCUGGGAAGCAUGAAGUCGCAUCGUCGAAUGCACACGGGGGAGAAACCAUUUAUAUGUCAGGAUUGUGGGGCCGGGUUUUCUGACCACAGGAAUUUCAAAAGACAUCGGCGCAUUCAUGACAACGUUUUCCCAUACGGAUGUGACAUUUGUAACAAGAAAUUCCGUCAUUCUAAUUCACUCAAAUCUCAUAUUAAAACACAUAAUGCUUCCUAAAGUCAAAUUCUAAUUUUUCUUAUUUUAGCAUUUUGAUAGAUAACUUGUUGUGAAUAUCGCCGAAGCUAUAAAUGUUUGCUUUUUCUGUUCAACAGCAGGCAGCCAUAGAUUUUGUAAGAUUUCUAUUAUGAAACAUUUAUUGACUCGUACAUUCGAUAUGCAUUUAAGAAAACUGGUGACCCACUAAAUCAGUAAGGCUCAAAUGUAUUUAUUUGAUGUGCAUAUCAGACGUAAUUAGACUCCUUUAACAAGGGGUCACGUAUUAAGACCGUCGCACAGUCGUAGAACAUUAGAGAAAAUUGGAUUGUAUUAAAAAUCAUCUUUUACGGUAAAAUAUCGCUAAUUUGUAAUCUUGCACAUAAGAUAUGGUGAUAAGUUAUCAUUAAUUUCCUUAAAUAUGAUUGUAACCUUGGGGAUUUUUAA
Molecule: messenger RNA, 2922 nt
Organism: Lingula anatina
Lineage: Eukaryota; Metazoa; Brachiopoda; Lingulata; Lingulida; Lingulidae
Biological process (GO): regulation of transcription by RNA polymerase II
Cellular component (GO): nucleus
Molecular function (GO): protein binding; DNA-binding transcription factor activity, RNA polymerase II-specific
Source: RefSeq, a predicted model, not a curated record